GCAGCGAAAUAACGUUGAGGCGUCAGCGUUGCAGUUUUUUGAUCCCCAGCAUAACUCUUUCGUUUCCUCUUCUCUUGCGUGUGUUUUCAUUUCCUUCGGAGCAACCCCAACCGAGCUCUAUCGUAUCCGGCCUUCUGUUUUCGGUUGUUUUGUCUUCUGCUUGUUUUAAAUCCAGCAACGAUGCCCGCCCUCUCCGCCGACGCCGCGGACACCGUCAGCCUUGUCCGUCAGCUGCAGCUGCUCGAUGAGAGCACGAUCCGCCUGCUGGAGCAGCUCUUCACAAACCGUCUGGAUGAAGAGCUCGUCACGUCUCUCGUCGGCGGCCGCGAGGAGGCGCUCGCCAUCGCGCUCUUCCGCGUCUGCGCCGGCACCCACGCCGAGCACAUCUUAGGCUACGCGCUGCGCUUCCUGGCAGAUUUGGUGUUCGCCGACCAUGUCAUUGGCGCCCAGCUCGGUCGUGAUGAUCUACAGAAGCAGUUUGGCGGGCACCCGGCCUCGCUGCUGCUGCAGAUCGCCUCGACGCACAACGAAACGCUCGGGAUUUCGAACCCGGCGAUUUAUCUUGCGGCGACGGCGCUGCGCUUCGGCACCUACGAAGGCAACGAGGGCUCGUUUAAAGAGUUCUUCUCCUUGGCACGUCACACCUUUGCCCCGGAGACGUUGCAGGUGGCGGAUGUGGAGUUCACGGUGCAGGCCUGUGUGCAGCUGGCCCGCCGCAAGGAUUACCGCCGGCUCUUCUUCCAGGAGGACAUCGUCUCGUGCAUUCCGCGCCUGCUGACCGACAUCGUGUCGAGCGACUCCGCCGGCAUCAUUCAGAUCAUCUACGAGAGCCUGCUGCUGUCAUGGCUGCUGUCGUUCGAGUACGAGGGCAUCGUGCUGCUGGUGCGCGAGCGAAUGAUCCCGCAGCUGCACCGCGUUCUGCAGCGAGUGCAGAAGGAAAAGUGCGUGCGGGUGACGCUGAUGACGCUGCUGAACAUGGUGGAGGCGGAGCGCAAGUACAUGAACCAAAUGCUGAACCCGCUCUCGGACGAGUGGGUAGAUGAGAGUAUCCAAGUCCUCGGUCGUCUCCACCAGGGCGACACCGCGGAGCAGAUCAGCACCUUCAAGAAGGGCCCGUCGCUCGUAGCGGAGAUGGUGAGUGUGGGCAUGAUCAAGACCCUCGGUCAGCUGUUCCGCCGCAAGUUCGGUGACGAGGACAUCAGCGUCAUGGUCGAGCACCUCAACGCGGCGCUGGAGAAGUCCAUGCAAGUCCUCACAAGCUUCUCGCAGUACCGCGGCGAGGUGCUGAGUGGCGUGCUCGAGUGGACACCGGUGCACACGAGCGCUAAGUUCUGGAAAGAAAACGCGGAGAAAGUGGAGGACAACAACUACGAGGUGCUGGUGGCGCUGGGCAAGACGCUGCGGGAGUCGAAGAAUGAAGUGACGCUGGCGGUGGCCUGCCACGACCUGGGCGAGAUCAUCCGCUAUCACCCGACGGGACGCAAUCUCCUCACCCUCGCGGCGAUGGCCGGCGUGAAGGAGCGCGUGAUGUCCCUCAUGUCGCAUACCAAUCCCGAGGUGGCGAAGGAGGCGUUGCUGUGCACCCAGAAGAUCAUGGUGCAGCGCUGGGAGUUCAUGCAGCAGACGGCAUAG
Molecule: messenger RNA, 1632 nt
Organism: Leptomonas pyrrhocoris
Lineage: Eukaryota; Euglenozoa; Kinetoplastea; Trypanosomatida; Trypanosomatidae
Product: putative ATP synthase
Exons: 1
Coding region: 181-1632 (483 amino acids)
Biological process (GO): proton transmembrane transport
Cellular component (GO): vacuolar proton-transporting V-type ATPase, V1 domain
Molecular function (GO): proton-transporting ATPase activity, rotational mechanism
Source: RefSeq, a predicted model, not a curated record